Messenger RNA from Klebsormidium nitens, 1156 nucleotides. Lineage: Eukaryota; Viridiplantae; Streptophyta; Klebsormidiophyceae; Klebsormidiales; Klebsormidiaceae. The record is from the annotation of a GenBank genome assembly.
CCUGCCCCUCUACUCUCUAGCUGGUCUAGCUGCCCUUCACACUUUUCACACUCUUUGAUGACACCUCAUGGUGGCGCCUCAACCGCAAGCUAGCCAGUGGAUUUUGGCAGCACUAAGGACUAGCAGUAGUUGAAUAAAAGCUUCUGUGAAAGGAGCAGGUCCAGCGGGUUGCACCCAGAGAAGACUUCCAGUGUUCCAGCAAUUGAAAGCCAAUGGCGGAACCGAACCCGCGCAUUCGUUCAAUGGGGUGGCUGACGGAAUCAACCGUCAUGCCCAAGAAACAGAAGGUCAUUCAGGGGGUUGGGCCAAGCAGUGUGGUGGAGCUGAAAGCGGAACUAUACAAAGCUCAGGAAGAGGCAAAGAGGUCCAAGGACCUGGACCCUGGGGAGAGGAAAAGUAGGAAGGAGCGAGGAAUCAACAUAGCGGACUUGAUGUCAAAGCAGAACCCGGGCGUCGAAAUGCGCAACCGGCGGGACGAGCAGCAAACAGAGGCAGAACAAGAUGUGUAUGCUGCGCUGGAGCGGAAGGCCGAACUAUAUGAUAAACUAGCACGGGGGGACAUAGCAGACGACGAGCGGAAGGAACGGUACAGCGUGGACUUCUUUUCGAAGGGUGGUCGAAUUGCGGAAGAGGACGAUGACCCGCGCGAACAGCGGCGAGGGGCCGAGAUUGCGUGGAGUUACAACGGGGGCGCUGGAGGGAGCAGGGAUGUGGAGUCAGAAAGAGAGACCGAAAGGGAGAGGGAAGAACGGGAAAGGGAGGAGCGAGAAAGGAGGCGCGCUGCGGAAGAAGAAGCAGAGGGCCGGCGGAGACAAGAGGCGAAAGAGCUGAUACAAGAGGUGCAUAAGGAGACCGUGGCCGGUCGGGAGAAGGCCGCGGAGCUAAAGCAAAGGAGACAGGAGCAAGCCGAGAAGACUAGGGAACGACUAAAAGCGGCUUUUUUGAAAAAGCAAGCGCAGAAGUUGCGGACACAAGGUGCACUGUGACUUGCGCAUCGGUCAUGGGUUGUAUAUUGAGACCCAUGUAGGGUACAUCAUCGUCCAUUUCCAAUGAUGCAGGAGCCCUUUCUUGAGUGGUGCUGCCGUCGUGUCACCGGCUAAUGACCGACACCUGGCAACGUGUGAGCCGCACAUGUGUUUUGUAAGAAUGACCGUUA